AUGUUUCCUCCAGAGUCCAGUCCACCCUCGCGGACGCUCCGGCUGCUCGCCGCCGCCGUCGCUGUGAUACUGCUGACAUUGCUUCCCGUGACCGCCGUGGAACCAGAGACUUGUUUCUCCAGACAGCACCAGAGCGCCAGAGUCAACGUCAGACUGGCCCUGAACAGACCGGGGGCGCUGAUGGAGGGACGGGCGGUCCGGUCUGAGAGGGACUGUGUCCUCGCCUGCUGCUCAGAGGAAGUCAAACCAGGAGCCAAAUGCAACAUGGCCGUCUUCACCGCCAACAGACGCAGCAGCGAGGACAACUGCCUCCUGUUCCACUGUCCCACGGAGCAGGACUGUCCUCUGAUGAAGGCUCCGGACGGCACCAACACCUACGACAUCUACAAAGGGUUGAUUCAUCCAACCACAGUGAGACCUGUCACCACGACAACCACAAAAGAAACCAUCUCCACCACCACUCUGGCACCAACCACACCUGCAACCACCACUACAACCACAACCACCACACAGACGAGUUUGGUCAUCGUCCCCAAAGGCGUCCUCCAGUCCGACCACGCCCUCCAGAACUCGAGUGUCGGCCGGGGGAAGGCGGUAGCCGCUCGGGGGGCGGUGAAGAGCGGCGUGGUGGCGUUCAUGGUGCUGGGGCUCGCCGUGCUCACGCUGGCCCUGGCCGUGGGCGGACGUAAGGCGAUGGAGUCCUUCGACAGACGCCAUUACACGAGACUGGAGCUGAACGACCUGCACUACGAGGUGUGA
Messenger RNA from Seriola dumerili (greater amberjack), 759 nucleotides. RefSeq names its product MANSC domain containing 1 (gene mansc1). The coding region runs from base 1 to 759 and encodes 252 amino acids. The transcript has 4 exons. NCBI's taxonomy places the organism in Eukaryota, Metazoa, Chordata, Actinopteri, Carangiformes, Carangidae. The record is from RefSeq and is a predicted model, not a curated record.